Hyla sarda is the source of this 2797-nucleotide messenger RNA. RefSeq names its product transcriptional regulator QRICH1-like. The transcript is spliced from 10 exons. NCBI's taxonomy places the organism in Eukaryota, Metazoa, Chordata, Amphibia, Anura, Hylidae. Bases 752 to 2734 code for a protein of 660 amino acids. The record is from RefSeq and is a predicted model, not a curated record.
ACUGUAUGUGUUGGAUUCCUUUUUAUCAUGCGUCAAUGAAUACGUCUAAAUACAGUAUAGGAUUUUCAAGGAUAGAAGGAUAUAAACUCGAUGAAUGCACAAACCGUGAUGUGAAUGCAGCCCUAUUUUAUAGAGCUCAUGGCCAUGUUUCCAGAUUUCCUCACUUAAUAGGAGUUUAAGGGUGCGUUCACAUGUGCGUAUUUUUGCUGCAGAUUUUGCUGCCCAUUGACUUUAAUGGGCAGCAAAAUCUGCAGAAGCAAAUCUGCAGCAAAAGUAAAAAAUACGCACGUGUGAACGCACUUUCAGAUGGGAAUGCACAGCCUUAGGGCGACAUUUUACGUUUUUUAUCUAUUAGGAGGAAUUCCAUUCUUUGGAAACUGAUCCUACAAGGAAAGGAUGAGGGAAUCCUGACUGGAGGUCCAGCGAGUGAGAGCUGAGGUGGGCACCCAGCCGCCUUUCUGCGGGCACUAGUGCGGGGCCUAACUGCGGACGUGACUGGCGCCUUGUGAGGUGGCGCGCCUCUACUCCACACGACGCUGCGCUCGAGCACGGUGUACGCGGGGCGCCGCAAUGUCCUCAGGACCGGUGGGCCGCAGUAACAGACGAGCCGAGAUGUAGAGUCGUGAGGCUUGAAGCAGUUAACCAGUGAUCUACUAACCAUUACUACUUCCCUUGACAGUGGUGGACAUGAGGACAGCGGCUUUCCUUAUUACAAAUGCCACAAUAAGUUUGUUUCGCAGUUGCCAGAAGGAUGAGCCAUUCUUUGGAAAACUCCAUUCCGUAUGAAGACUAUCUCAGAAUGAAAGCCCAGACUAUUCCUCCCCACCGAAUGAAAGAUUUCCUUGAUUCACUCAAUGGCAAGGGAGCGGAGGAAAUGCAACAGUUUGUUCAUUCUCCAAUUUCUGUAUAUCAACAAAGAAAUCAUUACUUCUACAUGGACAAUUCUGAUGUUGCUGGUUCUUUGCUGGAGCUAGCUAGGCCCAUUGCUUCUCCCCUGCAGCACUCUGUCAGUUCUGGUGUCCCUCUUGAUCAGCAUCAUAUCCCUGUGCAUCAUGUCCAAUUGCGACAGGGCCACAAUAUUGACAUUCAACCAAGCCAAUCAAAUAAAACACUCCAGCAGCAGGUUGAUGGACAGUCUAUUUCUGAUGGACAAAACUCUAGCGUUGGUACAUCUGCUUCUCAAGAUCGAAGAGCUUGCUCUUCAGGAUUAUCUCAGCCAGUUAAAAAAAGAAAAUUUGAUUUGCCUGUUGAGGACAGUUACACUAUUAACCACACACCCUUACAAAACACUCCUGCUACAGUUGUAGCAUUGCCAUUGCAAAGUCAGCAACAGGCUUACAUUCCUCUUCGGCAGGAGCUGCUCACUGUAGAUAGUAGUCAGUUGUAUGGACUUGUACCUGCCAGUACUUCACCAUCAGGACAGUUGCCUAAUGUAGAAUCUUGGGCAAUCUUUUCUGCCCAUGCUACCUGUCCCGAAUCUCAGACUUUAAUAAACACUUCUGUACCACAGGACAGUUGUGGAAUAGUUCAAAUGGGGGAGAUUCCUAUGCACACUAGUAGUGUCAAACUAGAAGAGAGUAAAGAGAGCUUUGAUGGGAAAAAGAGCAUCUGUGACAAAACAGUACAUGCUGGUACUUCUGGAUUUUCCAUGCCAUUGUUAAACAUGAAUGGUAAUAUUCAAAUCCCCUUAUCCUUACAAACAAGUGGCCGUGUGUACCAGGCUGCAAAAUACUGGGAUCAACAAGUACAGCCCCAAGGCAUGCAAUGCUCACCAUCUGAACCACAGUUGCGGUUACAAAAUAAUACUGACUUUUUAUCCACUCUUAAACCAGAAGAAGGAGCUUUGUUUUGGAAGACUUGGGCACAGAUAAAGAAUGCUGAAACUCAAAAAGAAUCGGAGAACAAACCAUCGUGGUUAGGAAAAAAAAGACCUUUAAUUUUUAAGGAAGAUGUCCUCUCAGUUCCAAUCGCAGAAUUAAAUUAUGGAUUAUGUUUAAUAACGAAAGAAGCCAAGAAACAUGAUGGUUCUCCAUAUGAUGCAGAUAUGAUGUUUUAUUUGCUACUUAGUGUACAGAAGCAUAUGUUUGACAACAACAGGAUUGAUAACAUAUUUGCCGAUCUUUAUUAUUCAAAGUUUCUGGAAAAACUUCAUGAAGUGUUAAAGGGAUAUUGCCCAAGGGUGAAUCCAUUUGGUUACGUAAUAUCCAGCUGCAUUUCCGAAGAAAUGUUGUGGGACUGUAAACAGUUGGGUGCCCAUUCCCCCACUACCCUACUUUUUACUUUAAUGUAUUUCAACACCAAGUACUUUGUUCUAAGAACUGUAGAGCAGCAUUCACAAUUGGCUUUUUCCAAGAUUACGAAACAGACAAGGAAAAACCCAGGAAUAGGCAAAGACAAAAACUGUACAAUUCGCUUCUUGCGGCUCUAUGGACAAGUUCAGAGUGGCCUGAAAGUUGCAGAAGAAACCUACGUAGAGCAACUUGAAAAUCCAGAUAACCCACUACAGUGUCCUAUAAAAUUGUAUGACUUCUAUCGCUUUAAAUGUCCUCAGGGAGCUCGAGGACCCACAGAUGCCUUCUAUUUGGUCCCGGAACCAGUAGUUGCACCUAAUAGCCCCAUCUGGUAUUCUGGGCAGCCUGUAAAUGAAGAGGUGAUGGAGCAAAUGCUGACUCGCAUUUUACUUGUUAAAGAGGUCCAGGAAGCACACGCUUCAUCCCGCAUUUCUGCAUACUAAUCACUUGCUUGUACUAUAUAUCUGUAUUUUCAGCUGUUUGUAUAUACAACUAUUUGUAAAGCA